Rhinocladiella mackenziei CBS 650.93 is the source of this 1164-nucleotide messenger RNA. RefSeq lists its product as uncharacterized. Gene Ontology annotation, biological process: base-excision repair. NCBI's taxonomy places the organism in Eukaryota, Fungi, Ascomycota, Eurotiomycetes, Chaetothyriales, Herpotrichiellaceae. The coding region runs from base 1 to 1164 and encodes 387 amino acids. The record is from RefSeq and is a predicted model, not a curated record. The transcript has a single exon. Gene Ontology annotation, cellular component: nucleus. Gene Ontology annotation, molecular function: DNA binding; catalytic activity.
AUGCGAGACGGUCAACAGAAUGAAGAGUCGACGCUGGAGACCCCUCUAGUUACACCAGCUCGACCUCAACCACGAAUUUACUAUGGAGUCAAUAUCGACGAGCUCUCGUCUGACUCAGAUCUCUCGGAUGUUCCUGACGAUAUUGGCCCAGACCCAUUCUUGCCAGAACUUCUAUCCCCCCCGUCGCCUUCCAGAGUUCAUGCCGUCACAGCCCCAACCCAGAAGCGUCACCGACCAACAAAAUCCCCUUACUUUCCUCAUAAACAUCGACCUACAUUUUUGACCACUUUGCCAUUUCCGCCCAUCUCUCAUAACACCUUCGGUCUAAUGCAAGAGCGACUGGCGCAUGACCCAUUCCGUCUCUUAAUUGCCACUAUUUUCCUGAAUAAGACACCAGGCGAGCGUGCCAUGCCAGUAUUUUACCAGCUCAUGUCCAAAUAUCCUACGCCAGCUGAUCUAGCGCAUGCAGAGGUCGCCGACAUCACUUCGGUCAUCUAUGGUCUUGGCUUUCAAAACCAGCGGGCAAGAAAAUGUGUGGCCAUGGCAAAGGUGUGGAUUGAGAAACCACCGGAGAAAGGGAAGAGGUAUAAGAAACUGAAUUACCCUCUGAAAGGAGAUAGUAAAGAUAUCAAGGACGGCGAGACUCUAGGUGAUGACGAUAACCGAGUGGCCUGGGAAAUAUCACACCUCCCAGGUUUGGGCCCUUACUCCCAUGAUAGUUGGCGCAUGUUCUGCCGCGAUGCGCUGAGGGGUAUUGCGAAAAGUUGGAAUGGGGAGGGUGCAAAAGACCCCGAAACCUUUGAGCCGGAGUGGAAACGGGUGAUCCCAUUGGACAAGGAACUCCGAGCAUAUCUUACCUGGAUGUGGCUCAAAGAGGGGUGGGUUUGGAAUAAGGAGACUGGGCAAAGAAGCAAAGCCAGCGAGGAGCUGAUGACAACAGCUAAGGGAGGUGGCGUUGUGGUGGAAGAAAAAGGGUCGGACCAUUUACUUGUUAAGGAGGUGGAAAGGGAGAGUCUAAACGACCUAAAGCAUGAGAAAAGGAUUGAGCGAACAGCGGGCGAAUAUCUGCCGGGAAAUUCGCCAAAGGAUGGAGAUGAACCGGGGCCUGAGGACGCCAAUGAAACUAUCAACGAUGCGGUUGUGCUGGCGAGUGGACGACUUUGA